Carica papaya (papaya) is the source of this 1331-nucleotide messenger RNA. The record is from RefSeq and is a predicted model, not a curated record. Lineage: Eukaryota; Viridiplantae; Streptophyta; Magnoliopsida; Brassicales; Caricaceae.
AUCCCCAUCCUUAACGAGAUUGUGAAAGAAUUUUCUCAAGAGGAUUUCUUUGCUUCUUCGUUAUCCUAUUUUGCAUACCAAAAACAUAGACGCACAUCUUCGCCUUUUGCGUAAACCCGAUUUCUCCAUUCCCUCUGACCCCAACCCACUUGUAAUUACCAUUCCAAACCACUCUCAGACUCUAAUCUCCAUCCAUUCCCUUUGAUUUUUCAAUUAAUAUUUCUCUAUUUUGGUAAAUUCCAUAAAAAGCCCAGGUCUAAUUUAAUUUUCCUUUCAUUUUAGUUUUAUUUUAUUGUAUUUUUUUUACAGCUACAUUGUCAGUCUUCAAAUCAAUUCCUGGCCAUCUCAAAGUUCGUGAACUCGGUCGAUUUUGUUAUCGUAGAAGGGCGGACUUUGAAUUUGAUUUGAAUUGCGCAUUUGCGUUCCCACUUCUUCGGGGAAAUCAGCUAUGCAAAGCCAGCUUGUGUGUAGUGGGUGUAGGAGCAUUCUUGUCUAUCCUAGAGGGGCUGCAAACGUUUGCUGUGCAAUAUGUAAUGCAGUUACCACUGUCCCUCCUCCCGGAAUGGAAAUGGCUCAACUUAUAUGUGGAGGUUGCCGGACACUACUGAUGUACACACGUGGGGCAACUAGCGUGAGAUGCUCUUGCUGUCACACAGUAAAUCUUGCACCAGCAUCAAAUCCUGUUGCUCAUAUCAACUGCGCUCACUGUCGGACAACACUUAUGUACCCAUAUGGAGCUCCAUCAGUUAAAUGUGCUCUGUGUCACUAUGUUACUAAUGUCGGGAUGGCCAAUGUAAGGGUUCCUCUACCAGCAAACAGACCCAACGGGACCACUGCUGGACAAAUGCCCUCUACUUCAACUUCAAUGCCCCAUUCACAAAGCCAAACUGUUGUUGUUGAAAACCCGAUGUCCCUUGAUGAAAGUGGAAAAUUGGUGAGCAAUGUCGUAGUUGGCGUGACAACGGACAAAAAAUGACCAGAUGAAUCUGAGAAUUAUAUCCUUGUUUUGUUUGGUAUCAGUAGAGAUGAGGCUCUGAAUCCUUGUUAUGAUACUUGCCGGAUUGAUGGAUAUGAAAAUUGGUUUGUGUAUAUUAAUAUUGGCGUAGUUAUGUAUAUCUCAUCAUUUUACAGAAGUAAUUGCAACAUGAGAAUGGUCCAAAGGGAUUGAAAAGUGUGUUUUUUACAUUUUGAGGUGAGGGAGUAGGAAAAGGGAACUAUUUUGUCAUUUGUGUGUGAUGAUAUACUGGGAAAUAAUGUUUGGUUGGUAGACUUAUAUGAGUUAGCUUCUUUUCUCAUAUAAUAUAAUUCAUGGGUGUAUUAUAAUUCCUAUA